Molecule: messenger RNA, 3213 nt
Organism: Cuculus canorus (common cuckoo)
Lineage: Eukaryota; Metazoa; Chordata; Aves; Cuculiformes; Cuculidae
Gene: CXXC4
Product: CXXC finger protein 4
Exons: 2
Coding region: 3-1103 (366 amino acids)
Cellular component (GO): nucleus
Molecular function (GO): methyl-CpG binding; zinc ion binding
Source: RefSeq, a predicted model, not a curated record
CCAUGAACACCAACGUGUGCGUGGAGAGCGGCCCCAACCCCGAGGCGCCGGGGCUGCCCAAGGACAGCCACCUGCCCGAGGGCGCCCUCAACAGCCUUGUGGAUUACAACUCGGAGAUGGAGAGGUACCGCUCCUUCGCCACCUUCUACAAGACCAACGGCGGCGCCUUCCCCCAGGCGGCCAAGAUCGCCCGCAUCACCACCCCCAUCUUCCCCAGCGCCGCCGCCGCCGCCGCCGCCCGCAUCGGGAUGUCCCCGUGGAACUGCGACACCGCCACGGCCGCCGCCGCCACCGCCAUGCUCUGGGGCAGCGGCGGCGCGGCGGGAGGGGCGAGGAAACCCCCGUCCUCGUCUUCUUCAUCCUCCUCCUCCGCCGCCGCCGCCUCGCUGCACGCCGGCAGGGGCGGGAUGCAGCACCGGAGCGACGCGCCGCGGCUGGGCAAGCCCGGAUGCCCCGCGGGCGAGCAGCCCUCGCUGCCCAUGGCGAACGGCAAUUUCCUCUCCAGCCUCGCCCCGGAGCACUGCCGGCCGCUGGGGGCCGGCGAGUGCAUGAACAAGCUCAAAUGCGGCGCCGCCGAAGCCGACAUCAUGAACCUCCCCGAGCCGCGAGUCGGCACCUUCUCGGCGAUCCCGGCGCUGGGCGGGCUUUCCCUUCCCCCCGGGGUCAUCGUCAUGACCGCCCUGCACUCUCCGGCCGCGGCUUCGGCCGCCGUCACGGACAGCGCCUUCCAGAUCGCCAACCUGGCGGACUGCCCGCAGAGCCACGCCUCGGCAUCGCCCGCCUCCGCCCUGGGCGCCGCCGCCGGGGCGGGGGGCGGCGGAGCAGGAGGAGGAGGAGGAGGAGGAGGAGGAGGAGGCGGAGGGGGGGGCGGCGGCGGCGGGGCCGGGGCGGGCAACCCCGCCAAGAAGAAGCGGAAAAGGUGCGGGGUGUGCGUGCCCUGCAAGCGGCUCAUCAACUGUGGAGUCUGCAGCAGUUGCAGGAACCGCAAAACGGGACACCAGAUCUGCAAAUUUAGGAAAUGUGAAGAGCUUAAGAAAAAACCGGGCACUUCGCUAGAGAGAACACCUGUUCCCAGCGCUGAAGCAUUCCGAUGGUUCUUUUAAGCAGUAGUGUAUCUUAUUUUCAAGGCAGUCCGAAGUGAAUGGCAAGCUAAAGUCUUGUUUUAAGAAACUGCUUAGUCCACCAUUGAAGAAUAUACUCAGAUACUAUUUUCAUUUAUGUAUAGGGGUUUCCUCAAAAGAAAAAGACAAAAAUCUGGGAGCCUGGGGAAUUGGCCAGCUUCUUCACAUUCAGUACACUGAUUCUUUCUUUGAUGUAACUUAGCUAUACUAGUGAAGUUGUUGUCUAUUUUUAAAGUGGCUGUAAAAAAAAAAAAAAAAAAGUUUGGGUAAACCCCUGCUAUAAAGUCAUGUAUCUUUGAAAAGUAACAUAUCUAUACUUCAUUUUCAAAUAUAUGUGUUUCAGUACUGUAAACUGUACAGAUAGCCGCUUGUAUUUUGUGUGUUUAGACACAAGGAGACAAUCAUGUCUGAGCAUCUAUGGAGAUUAACAGUUUGUACACAACAGUGUGGUUCUGCGAGUUAAAUCCAGAGCAAUAAAUUCUAGCUUUAACUAUGAUUUUGCUUGUUGUUUAGCAGCGGGAGCAACAGCAGCACUGUUUUACCAUGCAUCCUUCCAUAGAGACUUGAUGCCAAGUUUUCCAAGAUAAAAAGAUUGUGAUGCAUCUAGCAAUUACCUUCCAUCGUGGUGGUGUAAGAGGGGAAGACAUAACAUUUAAAAUUAACCUUUCAAGCACUGUAUUAGCGUAGUAGUUUGUGCACUUGCAUUGCUUCCAGAGGAGCUUUACAGAGGGAUAUCUCUCAAAAAAUGCUGUCUGGUGCCUGACUUGCUUUUCACUGUGCUCUGAGGUGGAGCACUCAGCAUAGGCAGAUGUGCAAAACCAGUCAUCUGCAUAAAAGUUAUUUUAGGAUGCAAAACGAAGUGAGUACGCGACAUUAGAAGAAAUGAUGACACAGCCUAAUUACCCUUCACCUAUGAGUUCUAAUGUAACAUUUUCAGUCAAUGGAGUAAAUAUUUUAUAAAGUGGAAUGCCAUAUUUUUUUGUCCAAGUGGAGCUUUUCACAGUUAAGUGAGUUUUGACAGUUGGACUGGUUUGGGUCUCACUUGCACUUGUGUUCAUUUGAGAGCCUGGAUAUUUUUGUGGUAUAAAGAACUUUUUAAAAAAAAAAAGUUUGAAAAAAACCCACUUCUCCCCACACAUUUCUUGGUCCACUGAUCUUGACUUUGCUGAAUGGCUGGUCCCUUAGGCCUCCAGAAGAAUGCUCCGCUAUUCUUCUUCCUGCUUUAGCUGUGUGGAGAAAAUGCCUGCUCCUCAAAAAGGCAGUGCACGGAGGGAUAUAAUUCACAUAGUAUAAAAAAUACAGGCGAUACUGAACUUAGGGAUACUUAUUAUCAGUUGAUCAUCACUUUUUGUUGCUUGGCUUCGUCCUACCACUCAUGAGUGAAAAGGCCAUCCUAUCAAAGUAAGUGAAUGCUUUUGUGCCGUGUAUUUGAUUGGUUUAUCAUUUUAUACAAGGUAGGACCAGUAGUUUCACAGAAAAGAUGCUGGGCAUGGAGAUAACCAGUUAAUGAUGCACAGCACAUUCAAAUCUCAUAUUGUUUUAGCACUUUCUCUGUUUUAUGCAAAGACUUUCAGCCUUUGGCCCCUGAUCACACUCACUUGGCAAAGCACAUGGGAUGGUUUGGAGCACUGCAGUAUGGAACCCGUGCAGGUGGGAGAGAAGCUGGCUUUGGCCGGGGAGGGAUCUCACAGGACUGACGGGUGUUUGGAGUGGCCCAGAAAGUGAAGAUUGAGGAAUGGAGGAGGAGAAACCUCCUGAGGUCACACGUGUAUCAGCAAGGCCAGGCAGAGCAUGGGUGACCCAGGGUAACUGGAGGAGCAUGGGUGGGCUAGGCUUUCACCUGUGUCCUCAACUUAGGGUCGAUGCAUGUAUCUGUGUCUUUGCAUUGUACGAUGUCACGCACGUGACUUGAGAGAUGGGAUGUCACAUUUGAAAUGCCUCUAUCAUGCUGCCCCUCUUAUAAUUUGUAAGAGGUGCUCCGAUGAAUACUCAUCCAAUACCCAUUCAAUGAGCUUUACAUCUGUUUGUAUGGUAGCCAUGUACAGAUUAUUUUUGUGUUGGAAACUUUUUGAUUAGGGCCUCUGUUACUCAC